GGGGCGGGAGCUGGGUUUCCCGCGGUCCCGGGUGACGCGAGCGGGGCGGGGGGCGGGUUGGUCUUAAAGGGCCAGCCCACCCGCGUCCUUUUGUUCCGGGACGUUGAGAUUGGUCCGGCCCUGCUUUCAUUGUCCGCUGGUGUACUCUCCGGAACAGCCAUGAUUUCCCAGUUCUUCAUCCUGUCCUCCAAGGGAGACCCGCUCAUCUACAAAGACUUCCGCGGGGAUAGUGGUGGCCUGGAUGUGGCAGAGCUCUUCUACCGGAAGCUGACGGGACUGUCUGGAGACGAGUCCCCGGUUGUCAUGUACCACGAUGACCGUCAUUUCAUUCACAUCAGACACAGUGGCCUCUAUUUGGUAGCUACGACUUCAGAAAACGUUUCUCCCUUCAGCCUGCUAGAGCUGCUCUCCAGGUUAGCUACCCUCCUGGGUGACUACUGUGGCUCCCUCAGUGAGGGAACCAUUUCCCGAAACGUGGCUCUUGUCUAUGAACUCUUGGAUGAAGUACUGGACUAUGGCUAUGUUCAGACCACAUCCACGGAGAUGCUGAGAAACUUCAUCCAGACGGAAGCUGUAGUCAGCAAGCCCUUUAGCCUCUUUGAUCUCAGUAGUGUUGGCUUGUUUGGAGCAGAGACACAGCAGAGCAAAGUGGCCCCCAGCAGUGCGGCCAGCCGCCCAGUUCUUUCCAGUCGCUCUGACCAGAGCCAAAAAAAUGAAGUUUUUUUGGAUGUGGUCGAGAGACUGUCUGUACUGAUAGCAUCUGAUGGAUCACCACUGAAGGUGGAUGUGCAAGGAGAGCUCCGGCUCAAGAGCUUCCUUCCCAGUGGCUCUGAGAUGCGCAUCGGCUUGACAGAAGAAUUUUGUGUAGGGAAAUCAGAACUGAGAGGUUAUGGGCCAGGAAUUCGGGUUGAUGAAGUCUCAUUUCACAGCUCGGUAAACCUGGAUGAGUUUGAGACUCAUCGGAUCCUCCGCUUGCAGCCACCCCAGGGCGAGCUGACUGUGAUGCGGUACCAACUGUCUGAUGACCUCCCCUCCCCACUCCCUUUCCGGCUGUUUCCCUCUGUGCAGUGGGACCGAGGCUCAGGCCGGCUCCAGGUUUACCUGAAGUUACGGUGUGACUUGUCCCCAAAGAGCCAAGCUGUCAACAUCCGACUGCACCUUCCACUGCCACGAGGGGUGGUCAGCCUGUCUCAGGAGCUGAGCAGCCCAGAGCAGAAGGCAGAACUAGGGGAGGGAGCCCUUCACUGGGACCUGCCCCGGAUACAGGGAGGCUCUCAACUCUCAGGCCUUUUCCAGAUGGAUGUUCCCAGCCUACCAGGACCCCCCAGCCAUGGGACUUCCACCUCAGCCCCUCCACUGGGGCUGGGACCCGCAAGCCUCUCCUUUGAACUUCCCCGGCACACGUGCUCCGGCCUCCAGGUUCGCUUCCUCAGGCUGACCUUCAGGCCCAGUGGCAACACCAACCCCCACAAGUGGGUGCGCCAUCUCAGCCACAGCGAGGCCUACAUCAUUCGGAUCUGAGGCUUCCCAAACCAGAACAUGGCAGCAAAGGCAGAAGGCAGUCAAGUGGGAAGAGGACAGUAUUUGCUUUCUUGGCAUCGUGGCCUGUGGCUCUGGAUGUGAGCAGAGGACUCCUGAGUCUUGAGAGGCCCAUAGGGGUCCAGAGACUUGCCCCUUCUGUGGUAUCUGACACAGGAAGGCUCAGAACUUACAAAUCAACUUUUAUUCUGAGGAACUGACUGUACAGUAUCUAAAAAGAAAGUCAUGUGGGUAAGCAGCCUACUCUUUCUUCCACCUCCUUUGCGUGCGUGAGCAUAGGAAUCCAUGGGAGAGGUCGGCAGAUGGAUGAUGUUAUCACGGAGCAGGCUGAGGGGAGCCAGGUCCAGGGGGCUGGGAACCAUUUGCCUUGGGAGUCCCUGGAGCUGGAGGGCUGUCCCCAGCUUCCUGUUUCCCCCCACAGAGGGCACUGCCCCCAAGUGGAGAGGGGGAAGAUGAGGAGGGAGGGACUGGAGAAGGAUGGGAGGGAGGGCCUCCUUUGCCAUCUCCUGUUGGGGGCAGCGAGACCACGAUGUACUUCUGGACACUGCCAGGCCCAGAGGGGGCCGUGCUGGGGGGUGCAGUAGAGGCGGUGGAGACCAGCUUGACAAUGGGCUGCACACUGGGCACUGUGGUAGUGACAGGAGAGGUAGUGGUGGAGCCUGAGCCAGGAGCUGAGGUGCUGAGGGACAGGACCUGGAGGAGAAAGGAAGACACCCCGUGAAGGGUUUCCAACUUGAGGAUCCUGUAAAUUAUUGCCAACUUGGUACUUUACAAAGUGCUGGCAAAUGGCCCUUCCAUCUCCUGGCUUUGGGCCUGGCGGGGACUGGGAUCUACUCUGAGAUGACCCAGGCCGCUCAGGGUGCUCCUCGCAUCCUAAGUCCCAGGUGCUACAUACCUGCUGGGUGGAUGAGGCGCUGGAGGAUGACAUUACAAUAAACUUGGUCGGAGGAGGGGAAGGCUGAGGGGGGGCAGCAGCUCUCGCAGACACCAGUGUCUGGACAG
Molecule: messenger RNA, 2541 nt
Organism: Fukomys damarensis (Damara mole-rat)
Lineage: Eukaryota; Metazoa; Chordata; Mammalia; Rodentia; Bathyergidae
Gene: Ap4m1
Product: adaptor related protein complex 4 subunit mu 1
Exons: 15
Coding region: 160-1521 (453 amino acids)
Biological process (GO): Golgi to lysosome transport; protein targeting
Cellular component (GO): trans-Golgi network; cytoplasmic vesicle; clathrin adaptor complex
Source: RefSeq, a predicted model, not a curated record